AUGAAACGAAUCUUGAAAUGUUGCAGUCAAAAACAUAAUAACAUUCAUGUUCGAAGUAAUGAAAAACACGUGGUGGAUGUGGUCGUUGGUGGCGGUGGAAUUGCUGGUACUUCGAUUGCAUAUCAUUUGGCGAAACGUGGCAAGAUGGUUGCCUUGCUUGAGCGAAAUCGUGUUGGCCAGUAUGGUGCAACGAGUGUAAGUGCUGGCCUGGUAACAGCUCCAUUGCACUGGCAAGAUCCGGCUAAACAAUAUAUGGCCAAACAUUCAUUGGAUUUAUAUGCCAAUUUACGUCAAACUUCCAAUUUCAGAUACAGCCGCUGUGGUCGACUAUAUUUAACGAAUACGCCAGAAGGUGAAAUAAGCUUGCGACGAAUGUUUUCACGUUCAACCAUUUACGGCGAAGAAGCACAACUGUAUAACAGUGAGGGAGAGAUGCGGCGAUGGUUUCCAAAAUCAGUUAGCACAAAUGGCAUCUGGUUAGCGUUGUUCUCGCCAAAUGAUGUUGCUUUAGAUCCUAUUGGUCUCUGUCAAGCAUUAGGAAGGCGUGGUAGAGAUCAUGGAGUACAAAUAUUCGAACAGUGUUUUGUUGAAGAAGUACUUGUUGAUAAAGAACAAAAAGUAGUAGGAGUACUUACCAAUCAAGGACAAUUUGAAACUGGAUGCUAUGUUGAUGCUACUGGAAUUUGGUGUGGUACUUCCCGAGUUAGUAAACUGCCAGCCGGCCAUGUGAUUAUCGCUGCUCAUCCUGCGACAUAUACAUACCUGUCAACGAAGCGAUUGCCCGAUAAAGAUAUUAAGAGCAGUACGCCAAUUUUUACUCACGUGGAUGAGAAAAAUUAUUUGUUUAUGGAUGAAUCGCGGACGCUGUGUGCAGGUUUUACUCAAGAUGAUUUCCGUUCAUUGAGUCGUCAGAGAAUACUAGGGAAGUGGACAGUGCCAUCACCAGACUGGGAUAAAUUUUAUCCAACGCUGAAUAAUUUAUUGAAUCGUUGCAACAUUCUUGGUGAGACAGAAUGUGGUGAACUGGUUUGUAACGCUGAAUCAUAUACUGUCGAUAAAAAUCCCGUAAUUGGUGAAAUAGCUCAGAUUCAAGGAUACUAUGUUGCAACAGGUUUCAAUGGACAAGGAUUGGCACUUGCUGGUGGCGCUGGAAAUCUGGUUGCUGGAUUAGUCUGUGGUGAGACAUUGCCGGUUGACAUUACACGUCUAGAAGUAACGCGAUUUAUUGAUUUGCACGCGAGUCCGCAAUAUCUAAUUGAGCGAGUUCCUGAAGUAGCAGCCAAAUUGUUUACAAAUUCGUACGAAUAUCAUCAAUAUCAAACUGCUCGGAAUUUGCGUACAUCCCCUAUCUAUCAUCAACUUAAAAAAGCUGGAGCUGUAUUUGGUGAAGUAAUGGGAUAUGAGAGGCCAUUGUGGUAUACAGAAGAAGAUGCAGAAGAUACAUCAUUAAGUUUCUACAGUGGACAGUUCUCGCUGAUUGGUAGACCAGAAUGGUUUGAACUUGUAGCUCGUGAAUAUGAUGCGUGUAGAGAACGUGUUGGAGUAAUUGACCUGUCCAGUUUUGCCAAAUUCAACAUUGAAGGUCCUAAUGUGGUGGAAUUUUUGCAAUACCUUUGUUCAGGAAAUGUUAAUGUUCCAGUAGGUUCUAUAGUUUACACUGGCAUGCAAAACGAACAGGGCGGUUUUGUCUCAGACUGUGCAAUAUGCAGAUUGGAAGAAGACCAAUUCUUUGCUAUUGUGCCUCCCGUACAGCAGCUACGAUUCUGUUUAUGGUUAAAAAAGUGGGUGAAGAAAUUGGGAUAUAAAAUUUACGUUGGAGAUGUUACGGGGCAUUAUACUGUGUUAGAUGUCGUUGGACCAAGCUCACGAGCUUUAAUGGAAAAACUUACAGGAGAAUCGAUGUCCAGAUGUGAUUUCCCGUCUUUUUCUAUACGAGAAAUAGCUAUAGGAAUGGCUACUGGAAUCCGAGCAUUAAGUUUGACGCAUACCGGGGAACUUGAAUGGGAAAUGUAUAUCCCAAAUGAGGUAGUACAAAAUGUUUAUGAACGUUUGAUGGAACGUGGAAAAGAAUAUGGUGUUAUGCAUGCAGGGUAUUAUGCUUUGAGGCAGUUGCGUAUCGAAAAAUUCUUUGUUUGUUGGGGUCAAGAUAUUUCUACGGAUGUGACACCACUCGAGUGUGGACGUACAUAUCGUGUUGAUUUUCAUAAGAAUUUUAUUGGGAAAGACGCAUUGUUGGAGCAAAAAAGAAACGGCAUUCGGAAACGAUUUGUUCAGCUACUCGUGGGUAAUCAUGAUUUAGAUCAUGAUCCAUGGCCACAGGGUGGUGAAUUAAUUUACAGAUAUGGCGAGCCAGUUGGACGUACAACGUCAGCUGCUUAUGGCUAUACUCUUAAUUGUCAGGUAUGCAUUGGUUAUAUUGAAACUAAGGAGAAAAUGACGAUUGAAUACAUUAAAAAUGGGAGCUAUCAGUUGGAUAUAGCGGGAAAAUUUUUUCCUGUACAAGUAAAUUUAUUCACGCCAAGCUUACCUAUGAUUUCUUCCGAACAACCUGAUCAUUAUCGACCAACUCAAGAUGGUGGUUGUUCUUUGUGA
Molecule: messenger RNA, 2592 nt
Organism: Brugia pahangi
Lineage: Eukaryota; Metazoa; Nematoda; Chromadorea; Rhabditida; Onchocercidae
Source: the annotation of a GenBank genome assembly